Molecule: messenger RNA, 957 nt
Organism: Lineus longissimus
Lineage: Eukaryota; Metazoa; Nemertea; Pilidiophora; Heteronemertea; Lineidae
Product: NADH dehydrogenase [ubiquinone] 1 beta subcomplex subunit 11, mitochondrial-like
Exons: 3
Coding region: 56-541 (161 amino acids)
Source: RefSeq, a predicted model, not a curated record
GCGUCGGCCGUAAAGGAAUCGCGACAUCAACAACAGAGUUGCCCUUGAAUCCAAAAUGGCUUCUUUGCUUCGAUUUUCGUGCCGACAGGGCCGAACUUUGGUCCAGAAUUUCUGCCAUCAGAAUAAAUAUUAUCAAAGGAUUCGUACCAUAACGACAUCUAAAAAGAACACAGAUUCUGCAACUGUCACAGGUCCUGUAGAAGCAAAGGAGACGUGGCAGACUGAGGUGGAAAAAGAGGUCGCAGAAGAGACCAAGGAUUGGGUAUCUUAUGGCUACAGUUACACUGACCGGGAUGAAGAUGAGUGGGGCCAUCAUCUACUGAUGUUUGCUGGAAUAACUAUAGCUAUGGUUGGAGGCUCAUUUGUCAUUGCCUACAUGCCAGACCCAAAUAUGCGGGAUUGGGCCCACCGAGAAGCUUAUUUAGAACUUGCGCGACGAGAAAGAGAUGGACUACCUCUUGUCGACCCAGAUUAUGUACCCAAGGAUUCAAUCGAGUUACCUUCAGAUGAGGAAUUAGGGAAUCAAGAAAUCAUAAUUUAAAAAAAGACUUGUUCAUAUCAUAGACAAUUGUGUACAUAGUGGACUAUAGAGGACAGAGUGUUUCUUUCACAUUCAUUUGUUGAAUGACUUUAGUGAUGGAAGUAUUUACAUUACUCCUAUUGGAACCUACAAAUAGUUUUGGCUGAAUACCCUGUUGCAAGUUUCAACUUAGUUGUGUGAGUGAUAUUUGACCAAAAUGGACUAGAAUUAAAUUUCAUUUCAAAGACGGUCACAUUACAUGUACUUUCAGUUUAAUAGACUGUAUGCUUCAGCUGGAGUACAGCACUUGACGGAGUCAGAAGACGUGAUGUCCCUCCUGCCUUGCAGUUGCUGCACAAAACCGCUAGACUUUCACAAGUGACUGUUCCUUUAAUUCAUUCAUCAAAAUUUCAAUAAAUGAUGUUGUUUGUAAACAA